CUGUACUGCCUGCUGAAAUAUAUUCCCAAUUGAAUCGACAGAACCCGAUCCUCCCACCUCCUCCAGUCCACCCUCGAGAUAUCCACACCAUCACCGAAACCAUCUCGUCACCCCGCCAAUUCUCCAUCUCUGAGAAAAAGGACCUCCAGCGCACACGAAACAACACCAGAAGAACCAGGAAAGAAUCAACAAAAUGACAACAAAAACACCCACCAAACCCCCCCAACCCUCCGCCCUCACCAACCUGAUCGCCUCCUCCUCCACCACCACCCCCGAACCCUCCAACUCCCUCACCGCAAGCACCCUCCAAAUCCUCCACAACCUCCAACACCAACACCUCUGGACAUCGCUGCAGACACACGAGAUUGAACUUCCCGCGCCAUCCAAAGAUACCUCUUCCUCCUCUGCCGACCCCUCCUCCCCCUCUGCCAGCUUCCCCACCACCACCACCACAACAACAACAACACAAUACCUCAUCUCAGGCAUCCCACCCCACCACGUCUACAUCCACCCCGACGAGCAACUCUACAUGCUCCAGCGCGGCCUGCGCGAGACCGACAUUGAGCUGGAGCGACUCUUCGUGCUCCCUGCCGUGCAGGGCCAGUCGUGGAGUCUGGCGCGGUUGGCUGCCGUGUUUGAUUCCUUGCCCGGGGGGGGAGAGCGUCCUGCUGCGAGUACUGCUCUGGAUGAGGGAGAGGGGAGUGAAGGCGACAAGGCUGCCAACUUGGCAGAGUACUACGAAUAUCGGGAAAAGGCGUCCCUCACGAAGGAGUGGGGCGGGAAGAGGAUCUUGCUGGCUAUGGCGGAUAGGAUGAUGGGUGGGGAUGGGACGGUUGUUUAUUAUGUUGUGCAGGAGGGGGCUGUUAAGCCGAGGCAAAAUUAAUUGAUAUAUACGGUGUUGCUCAUUGGGUGGAUGCUACGACCUUAACUCUUGGUCUUGGGGACUGCGAGGUCUGUGGACA
This is a messenger RNA of Aspergillus candidus, 962 nucleotides long. RefSeq lists its product as uncharacterized. The record is from RefSeq and is a predicted model, not a curated record. The coding region runs from base 194 to 883 and encodes 229 amino acids. Lineage: Eukaryota; Fungi; Ascomycota; Eurotiomycetes; Eurotiales; Aspergillaceae. The transcript has a single exon. Gene Ontology annotation, biological process: tRNA-type intron splice site recognition and cleavage; tRNA splicing, via endonucleolytic cleavage and ligation. Gene Ontology annotation, cellular component: tRNA-intron endonuclease complex.